AUGGUGCUCCACAUCGUCACAAUGGCCUUCCUCUGGAUCGUGUCCUGCCUCGCCUUCGUCAGCGCCGCCUACGGCUGUGGGACCCCGGCUAUCACCCCCCAGGUUUCCGGUUACGCCCGCAUCGUGAACGGAGAGGAGGCUGUGCCCCACUCCUGGCCCUGGCAGGUUUCCCUCCAGCAAUCCAACGGCUUCCACUUCUGUGGUGGUUCCCUCAUCAACGAGAACUGGGUGGUGACCGCUGCUCACUGCAACGUCAGGACCACCCACUAUGUGAUCGCCGGAGAGCACGACAAAGGAUACGGCUCCAACGAGCAAGUCCAGAAGAUCAAACCCGCCAGAGUCUUCACUCACCCCCAGUGGAACCCUCGCACCAUCAACAAUGACAUCGCCCUGAUCAAGCUGGCCACGCCCGUGCGCCUGAGCUCCAGCGUGUCCCCCGUGUGCCUGGCUGAGGCUGGAGAUGUCUUCAGCGCUGGAGACAUGUGUGUGACCUCCGGAUGGGGCCUGACCCGCUACAACGCUCCCAGCACUCCCAACAAGCUGCAGCAGGCCGCUCUGCCCCUGCUCUCCAACGACCAGUGCAAGAAACACUGGGGCAGCCAAAUCUCAGGAGUCAUGAUCUGCGCUGGAGGAGCCGGAGCCACCUCCUGCAUGGGUGACUCUGGUGGCCCUCUGGUCUGUGAGAAGGACAACGCCUGGACCCUGGUGGGAAUCGUGUCCUGGGGAAGCAGCCGCUGCUCCACCUCCACCCCCGCCGUCUACGCCCGCGUCACCGAGCUCCGUGACUGGGUGGACCAGACCCUCGCGGCAAACUAA
Knipowitschia caucasica is the source of this 816-nucleotide messenger RNA. The record is from the annotation of a GenBank genome assembly. NCBI's taxonomy places the organism in Eukaryota, Metazoa, Chordata, Actinopteri, Gobiiformes, Gobiidae.